AUAUUGGAGUUGCUGGUGCUUUCGCUCGGCGUUCACGUAACGUAUGCGCAUACGUGAUUUAUAAUACACCGAAAAAGAUCUCCUUGACAUGUUCUUGGAGAGGUUUUCUUGUGACUGCGCAUAUGGAGCGGUACAUAGAGCGAUGAAACGUAUUGGAGCUGCAAAGAAGAUCUUGCUGUGAAGAUGAGUGCUGACAGUGGUGCGAGUGGUCACUGUGAUGAGGCCGCCCUCGGCAAAGAGGCUGAUACCGAGGAGCAAGCUAAAGAUGGCAAGAGUCCGGGGGAUUUGGAUGGGAGAUUGAUGAGGAAAGACGACAGUGGCAUUGGUAGUGAACCUGCUGAUGACCGGCCAGAGGCGUGUGCCCACGCAGCAAAUGGAGGGCAGGAGAGCCCGGACUCUGGAAACCAGGACUGCGCCGAGGCUGGAGCAUCUGAGCAUCAGGAGGCACCUGGCACAGCUGAGAAGAGACCCACAACGGAAACUGAAGACGACAGCGAUGGUUUUCCAGAGGAGAAGAAGCAGAAAACAGAGGAAAAGAAAAAGCGCAGGCUGCUCAACCUGCUGGGUCGGACACGAAGGUCGGGCUCAACGUCUGAAGACACCAGUGGUGACACAACCAGAGGAGGUGGAAGCAGCAGCUUUUUCACCGAAGACUCUGAUGACAAUAUCUCCAUAAACAGUGAUGAUACUUUCCACAUGAGCCAAGAUGACAGAGAGGAGGACGCAGAGAGCUUGGAGGGCAAUUACGACCCGACGCCAAACACCCCUGCACCUGCAUACAAGUGGCUGGUCUGGGAUGCCCUGACGCAACGCGAGUAUGGCCGGCCAGCAGCCACAUCACAUGUGGACAAGUUUCGCUUGGACUGUUACGGCAGCCGGCGCAUAGUGGAGCGACUGGAGCUCAUGUACAAGAUGCACGCCCACGACGGGUGUGUCAAUGCCCUGCACUUCAACUCAACAGGCACUCGUCUGGCCAGUGGAUCGGAUGACCUCAGCGUCGUCAUCUGGGAUUGGGCCACCGGCGAACCCGUGCUCAAGUACGACAGUGGCCACCGAAGCAAUGUGUUUCAGGCCAAGUUUGUUCCCAUGACUGGCGACUGCUACAUAGUGAGCUGUGCCCGCGAUGGCCUGGUUCGGUUGGCGGAACUAUCCUCGACGGGUGUCUGCAAGACAACCAGGAGACUUGCUCAGCAUAGGGCUACCGCUCACAAGCUUGCCAUUGAAAACGACUCACCCCACACGGUUCUCAGCUGUGGUGAAGACGCUUAUGUUUUUGGCAUUGAUCUGCGGAAAAGCAGCCCCGACAAACUAGUCUUAGUAAAGGAAAAUGACAAGAAGGUUCCCCUUUACACAAUAUUUAUUAACCCAGCCAACCCAAACGAGUAUGCCGUUGGAGGUCGAGACCACUAUGUCAGAGUUUAUGAUCGGAGGCUCACAAGAGAAGAUUCUAAUCCAAUGAAGAAAUUUUGUCCACAUCAUUUGCUGAACUGUGAAGUGCGAGCCAGUGUUUCUUGUUUAGUGUACAACUAUGAUGGCUCAGAGAUACUGGCUUCAUACAAUGAUGAGGACAUUUACAUUUUCAACUCUAAACAUUCUGAUGGAGCUGAGUUUGUGCACAGAUACAAAGGCCACAGAAACAGCCAGACAGUGAAAGGUGUCAACUACAUGGGUCUCCGGAGCGAAUAUGUCGUCAGCGGUAGUGACUGCGGCUACAUCUACCUUUGGGACAAGGAGAGUGAGCACAUUAUUCACUCCAUGCAUGGAGAUGAGGAAGGCGUGGUGAACUGCUUGGAGCCUCAUCCCAGCUGCCCUAUACUUGCCACAAGCGGGCUUGACGAAGAUGUCAAAAUAUGGGUGCCUUCUUGUGAGGACCCUCCAGACAUGUCAGACCUGAAGACGAGGGUGUGCAAGAACAUGAAAGAGCGAGAAGAGGAGAGGAAACGUGAAGGGCACGAAGCCAUUGACAGCCAAAUGUUGUGGUAUCUCAUGCAGCAACUGCACCGAUCAGCCCAGAGUCGAGCGCGGAGCGACAGAGGUGGGGGCGCAGACAGCAGCACCGACAGCGACAACAGUGACGACGACGACGACAUGGACACUCAGCACUCUGUGCAGUGCGUACAGUCGUGAUGUGCGCGAGGGAAUGGGCGCUGUCCCCGAGCCACCAGCGAAGAUUUUUGUCGUGUGAUGAAACAAGAAGACUGUGUGCAAUGAACACUUCCUCGCAAGCGUCAUUUGCUUUGUCGUUAAGUAAACGAAUAGUGCUGUGUGUGGUUCCCCGUGCUUACAAGGAGGAAGUGAUUAUUUCAUCAAAGGGUUGCACAGCCGCCCACUUCUUUUGUACUAGCGUAGGAGCGCUGCACAAAAUGUGAAUACUUAUAUAUAUAAAAAUGUGUCUCUGUACAAAAUAACAGCUCAGAUUUGAAUUAUGUGAGCGUCAAUUCGCACAUCAUUUACAGUUCACAGGUGUCGUGAGUAAAACUUUCUUUUUGAUUUGAGUUGCGAAGGCAAGAGUUUUUAUUGUAGCCAGUACAGGGGAUGUUGGUUGCAACUGUAAUAAGGUUACGGCAUUGCAACACUGAACAUGUAGAAGUGGCUUCUAGAGUAUGGAUGCAAGAAAAAAGUGUUAUCAGCCCUGGAGAGUACUAAGUGCAGUUCUUUCUGUAAAGGAGUGUUAGUUGAAUAAAGUGGUUCUUGAGGUUGUUGCCAAUUGAA
Molecule: messenger RNA, 2712 nt
Organism: Dermacentor andersoni
Lineage: Eukaryota; Metazoa; Arthropoda; Arachnida; Ixodida; Ixodidae
Product: DDB1- and CUL4-associated factor 8
Cellular component (GO): cytoplasm; Cul4-RING E3 ubiquitin ligase complex
Molecular function (GO): protein binding
Source: RefSeq, a predicted model, not a curated record